ACAGUCGGAGAGUGGUUGGAUCAGCACUUCUCAAUCACCGUAACCGCCUCAAUUACCCAAACUAAUCGGUCACCGCAAAAAUCUCAGACGACCACCGGUCUCUGUAGCUCUUUCUCAACCGCAUACCUCCGCCGCCACAACCGGGAGUAACCGCGCUCCACACGUGCCAGUGACGCGACGGUUUCUGGUGUGAAGUUGAAGAGAUGGCGGAUGAUCGAAUUUUUGUGCCCUUAUCCUUAGUCUCGCGGCUGGCCCUCGCGUUCGACGGUGCUAUUUUAGGCGUGGUCCUAGCAUGCUCUGCCGUUCGUGCUCUCCUUAAGCAUAGGUCUGCCUCCUCUGCCCUCAGUAAAAUCCAGAGCGCCCCAUCCAUUAGCAUCGGCGACCUUCGCAGCAUCAUCAGUGCUGAGCAAUCUGAGUCGUCCGAAGAGCCCCUCGUGGUUGUACGCGGAACCGUUGGCGUCAAACCAGUUGUGGAGGGCGGGAGCUGGAGGAGUCUUAAACCUCAUGUUCUAGUCUCGCAAGAGUCUAGGGACAAAGCUGUGAUUAUACAGAGUAUGCAAACAUGUAUAUACAGUGAAUGGAAGGGCUUCUUUGGAUGGUCUUGUGAUGUACGUGCUAUGCUUGGAGAAUCUUUGAAUAAACAAGGUUCAACUUCACUGAGAAUGGUUCCUUUCAUUCUUGUUGAAGGUGAUCAGUGGCUCAAUGUGAACUUGGUUGGCUCCAAACAUCCCCUACCUCUUACUACAGUGUAUCACCAUGUGCACCCUAUCAGUGCAUCUCGUUAUACAUUUCUUCAGGCAUUGUUUGGUCAUGAAUAUCCUGUUGGGCUGCUUGAUGAAGAGAAAAUUCUUCCAUUAGGAAAGGAAAUCAGUGCUGUAGGCAUCUGUAGUUUCAAUGAUGGAGUAACUGAAAUCAAGUCAUGCAAGGAGCUUCCCUAUUUUCUCUCUGAAUUGACUAAGGAUCAGAUGGUAUUAGAUCUUGCAGUCGGUACAAAGACACUGUUGUGGAGUGGAGUUGUACUUGGUUUAAUUUCUAUUGGUAUACUUGGCUAUGCUGUUGUGAGGAACUGGAACAAAUGGAAACAAUGGAGGCAACAAAGUCAAAGACAGCUUCCACAACCAAGUUAUGAUGCUUAUGAUGAUGAUUUGGAAUAUUUGGAGGAGACAGAAGUUAUGGACAAUGAGCUGUGUGUAAUUUGCUUGAUGAGAAGAAGAAGAUCUGCAUUCACCCCCUGCGGUCAUCUUGUGUGUUGUCCACGCUGUGCCCAACUAGUAGAAAGUGCAAGCCAUGCAAAAUGCCCUGUUUGCUGCCAAAAAAUUCGAAGUUCAUUGCGAAUUUAUGGUUGAGCACGGGGUCUGCUGGUAGUUAAGGCAUGGAAAUGGAAUGGACUGGAUCCCGCACUGCCAGAUUCAUUAGUUUUCCUUUUUCUUCCUCAAGAAUGCAUAUUAUACAUUGUUAAUAUGUCCAGGUAGGAUUUUAGGAUGUAGCUCAUUCUGAAGUAAAUAAUAUUGUAGGUUCCCUAUAUUUUCCUGCAAAGCUUUAAUAUGCUAUAACCCCUACUAGUUAAAGCAUCAUGCUUUCUACCUUAUGAGCCAUGAAAGAACCUUUGAUUCUUGUAACAGUUGGGUAAUGCUUGGUUCAUGGUAUGGCUAUUUGAUGGUUAUUUCCUCCUGGGUAAUAACCAUUUAUACCUUUUUCUUUGUAUUGAAUAACCAUUUCUAUUUUAU
Molecule: messenger RNA, 1727 nt
Organism: Rubroshorea leprosula
Lineage: Eukaryota; Viridiplantae; Streptophyta; Magnoliopsida; Malvales; Dipterocarpaceae
Source: the annotation of a GenBank genome assembly